Camellia sinensis is the source of this 3364-nucleotide messenger RNA. Lineage: Eukaryota; Viridiplantae; Streptophyta; Magnoliopsida; Ericales; Theaceae. The record is from RefSeq and is a predicted model, not a curated record.
CUCAAAUUGUUGUAUUUGAUUGCAGAUAUGGAUGCAUGCUGAUCAGGCCCGUACUGGUUUCCUUGGCAAGGCUGAAUUUUAUAAUGCUCUUAAACUUGUAACUGUAGCACAGAGUAAGCGAGAGUUAACUCCUGAUAUCGUCAAGGCGGCAUUACAUGGUCCUGCUUCAGCUAAAAUCCCUGCUCCACAAAUUAAUCUUGCGGCUACCCCAGCACCUCAUUUAAAUUCAAUAGCUGCUGCACCUACACCACAGAUGGGUCCAGUUGCACCGCAGAUGGGUCCGGCACAGAUGGGUCCAGUUGCACCAACAGCAUCUCAAACCCUUGGUUUCAGAGGACAAGUACCUCCUAAUGCAACUAUGAACCAGCAGUAUUUCCCAUCUCAAGGUAAUCAGUCAUUGAGGCCGCCUCUUCCCCAAUCUUCUAGUAAUGCUCUCCGUCCACCACAGGGUGUUGCAAGUCCUGAUUUCUCAAGAGGAGGUAGUGUAGCAGGUCCUGCUCUUCCAAACUCAGUCACUGCAAACAAUUGGCUUGGUGGAAGGAUGACUGGAGUUUCAACUGGUGCAUCUCAUGUCCCUAACCAAGGUGUUAGUCAGUCAAUGUCCUCUACUGCAGCUAAACCACAAGAUCCUUUUUUGUCAGCCUCAGCUAAGGAUUCUAAAGCAACAGUUGGCUCUGGAAAUGGGUUUGCUUCUGACCCUGUAUUUGGAGGUGAUGUGUUUUCUGCUGCCCAAUCUUUAUCAAAGCAUGAUUCGCCAACAUAUUAUGUGAGUAGCGCACAGGCCUCAUCCGCCAUUGUUCCAGUGUCUACUGGGCCCCCGUCUUCAUCUAAACCGGAUCCAUUUGCAUUUGAUUCAUUGCAAACUUUAACGCGGCAGCCUACAGGAAACCAGCAGCAGCACACCCAGACACUGGUGAAACCAAACCAACAGGUUUCAACUCAAAAUACUUCCUCAUUUGCAUCAUCUGGAAUUUCAGUUGGGCCAGGAAAUUCUACUCCCAACCAGUCCCUGCUUUCAUGGCCAAAAAUGACGCCAGCUGGUAUUCAAAAGUAUACAAAAGUGUUUGUGGAAGUUGAUACCGAUAGAGAUGGGAAAAUCACUGGUGAGCAGGCACGCAACCUAUUCUUGAGUUGGAGACUUCCAAGAGAGGUCUUAAAGCAGGUUUGGGAUUUAUCUGAUCAAGAUAAUGAUAGCAUGCUUUCUUUGAGGGAGUUUUGCGUUGCUCUCUAUCUGAUGGAGCGAUUCAGGGAAGGCCGUCCUCUUCCGCCAACACUUCCAAGUAAUAUUUUGCUUGAUGAGACUCUUUUGUCUCUGACAGGUCAGCCCAAUGCUUCCUAUGGAAAUGUCGCUCGUGGACCCACUGCUGGUUUCAGGCCCCAGCAAGGAAUGCCUGGUGCCCGACCAGUGGCAUCUGCAGCUGGCAUGAGACCUCCAGUGCCUGGAAUGUUUCCUCAGGCUGAUGGAACAAUACACUUUGAUCAGCAGAAGGCUAGAAUGCAUUUGAUGGAAAGUUCCCAUGGGAACCAACUCAGUAAUGGGGAACAGAAUACAGUGGAUACGAAGGAGUCAGCAGAAACAGAAAAAAAGGUUGAAGACAAGGACAAGGUUUAUCUAGAUUCUAAAGAGAAGAUUGAGUUCUACCGGUCAAAAAUGCAAGACCUUGUUUUAUACAAGAGUAGAUGUGAAAACCGUCUUAAUGAGAUCACGGAAAGGGCCAUAGCAGAUAAACGCGAGGCUGAGUUACUUGGUAAGAAAUAUGAAGAGAAGUACAAGCAAGUUGCAGAAACAGCCUCUAAAUUAACUAUUGAAGAGGCAGCAUUUCGUGAAAUUCAGGAGAGGAAAAUGGAGUUGCAGCAGGCAAUCACUAAGAUGGAGCAAGGUGGCAGUGCAGAUGGUAUUCUUCAGGUUCGUGCUGAUCGUAUACAAUCAGAUCUUGAGGAGUUGACAAGAGCUUUUACCGAACGUAGCAAGAAACAUGGGAUAGACAUUAAAUCAACUGCUGUAAUUGAACUCCCCACUGGCUGGCAACCUGGAAUUCCAGAGAUAUCAUCUGUUUGGGAUGAAGAUUGGGAUAAGUUUGAAGAUGAAGGAUUUUCAUUUGAUGUUGCCAUGCCGCCCAAAACCAAAUCCACUUCUGCUGAGAAAGAAAAUUAUUCUCCAAAUGGUAGUUUGUCCCCUGAUUUGAUGUCACAUGCUGAUGACGACAUGUCAGAUAAACUUUUCAGUAAAGGUGAACGUGCCUGCGAAAGUGAAUCAGCAUACACUCAUAGUGAAGACGAAUCAGGAAAAAGUCCAUCUAGCAGUCCAGCAAGACAUACAGCAUUCGAAAGUCCAUCUCGAGAAUAUUCAGAUAACCAUUUCAAAAAGAGCCCCGAAGCAGAUGCGGAAACCCAUAGUUUUGAUGAGCCAUCUUGGGGUACCUUUGACAAUAAUGAUGAUGUAGAUUCUGUGUGGGGUUUCAACCCUAGUAAUCCCAAGGACUCAGAUCACGAGAAGCAUGGAGAGAAGUAUUUCUUCGGAUCCAGCGACAUGGGGGCUAGUCCAAGAACUGAUUCCCCACAAUCAGACAGCAUGUUCCGGAAGAAAAGCCCAUUUGCCUUCGAUGAUUCUGUACCCGGCUCUCCACUUUCCAGGGCUGGUAACUCCCCGAGGUAUGGUGGCGGAUCAACCGACCAAUACUUCGACAACCUGUCGAGGUUCGAUUCUUUCAGCAUGCAUGACCAGUCAUUCUCACCUCGAAAGGAGACCCUUUCAAGGUUCGACUCCAUAAACAGCACCAGAAGCUUCGACCACAAUAACCAGGGGACUUUCUCAAGGUUCGAUUCCAUAAACAGCACGAGAGGCCUUGACCACAGUCAAGGGACUCAUACAAGGUUUGACUCCAUGAGCAGCAGUAGAGGGUUUGACCACAGGCAUGGAGGGUUCUCAUCUUUUGACGAUGCUGACCCUUUUGGGUCUAGCGGUCCGUUUAAGGUCUCAUCAUUGGAGAGUCAAACUCCGAAGAAAGGUUCUGAAAGCUGGAGUUCUUUCUAGCUGGGUGAUUCGUACUCUUCUUCUUCAUUCAACCUCCACUCUGAUUUAUAUUGAUAUUCUUCGCGUGGAUGAUGUGGCAAUUUUUGUGUGUUGUAUAGCCUGCGCUAGAGUUGGACAGUUCAAACUUUGGUGUUGGGCCUGCUGUAUUCAUGCCACAAGCAUUUUUAUUUUUUUUGUUAUUUUUUGCUUGGAUGCCGGGAUUGAAGGGAAAAUUUAUGCUUUUCUGCUGUGUUGUUGGAAUAUGCCUUUGUAAUUAUGGUUUUGAUGGUGGUGUUUGUAUUGUGUUUGCUUGCCCUUCCAAAUUCUAUGGAGAAGUUUGAUAUUGAUAUA